GCCGGAUUGAUAACUUUAUUGUUUCACUUUCAAUCAAAAUGGUACUAAAAUCGUAAGUUGAUAAACUGGAUUUGAAUAUAAGAAUAAAAAUGAACAAUAACCUAAUUAAAGUGAUUCUACCACUUAGCAUACUUGUGGCUGAAUGGAGAUGCGUGUACAGCAUUUACGGUCUCCUGUGUGUUUUUUUUGGGCAACAAAGGAUCGCAUUAAUAAAACAUGUAAGUGGUACAUGGGCUCCUGUGUGUAUUUUAUCAUAAUAUAAAUGGAGAUGCGUGUACAGCAUGUACUUUUAUGUAUAUAUGGGCAAACACACAAAUAUACUUUACUAUUUUUUUAGGGUUUUCUUUAUUAAAGAAAGGUUUAUAUAUUAUUAUUUUUUGUUGCCCAAUAGUUGAGUGCCAGGGCAAGCCAUGCCCAUAGAGAUUGUUUGUUUUCAUGAGAAAUUAAAAGAUUACAAAACUAAUAAAUUAGGGAAGAUGCAUGUUCGUGCGAUCUCGUAUGUCAAAGUACAGCAUGGCCGUAGUUGACAAACGAAUGACACAUAUUAUAGGUUUUUUUAGUAAAUAUCAUAUGAAUAUUUAUAUAUCUUUUUCAUGGUAGUAAAGUAUACGGAAUGGAACAUUUAUAUAGUUUUCAUAAUAACUAUGUAGAUCAUGUAUUAUUGCAAAAGAAGACGACAUGGUCCAAAACAAAUCAUUAACAAUACACAUUCAUCCAUAUAUAUAUACACAAAAACACAUAUAGUGGACCUACGUUUAUGACUUUGUGUAUAUAUAUACAACGUACGAAACUAGUACCUCUAUACAUUUCAUCUCACACUAAACCUCCAAAGAAAACGUCCAUCUCUCUUCUCUCUCAUAAAUCAUAACCAUGAUGAAGAAGAGCAAGCUGAUCACAAAGGCAUGGAAGCAAAUGUCUAGCAGAAUAGCCAAACAUCGGGCUUCCACCGAGAACCUUCAUAUACCACAUGACGUACCAAAGGGACACCUAGUGGUGUACGUAGGCAAAGAAGAGGAGAGUUACAAGAGGUUCGUGAUCAAGAUCACGUUGCUUCACGAUCCCACCAUCAGGGCUUUGCUUGAUCAAUCAAAAGACGAAGCUUACGAUGAUUUCACUUCCGGAGAUUCUAAGCUUUGUAUCCCUUGCGAUGAAAUCCUCUUCCUCGAGGUCCUCCGUUGCGCUUCUCCCCGUUAGUCUUGACUCUUGAUCUUGAUGAGUCUCUAAUUCGAGUAAAGGUUUAGUUGUUCGGCUAAUGUAACACGGGUCCUCUUGAGAUCUAUGUAGAGUUAAUGAAGAGAUUUGUAAUGUGAACCAUUUUUAGCUGAUAUAAGACCUUAUUGAUUGCGUUGCAUCAACUUAUCAUAUACUUUAUAUUACGGAGCAAGAUAUAAUUUUUCUCAACUGAUAUGUAGUAAUAAUGAUAUUAAAGUAUCAAUGAUUAUGGUAAAUAAAAACAAAAGCCAGAAAAAUAAAAAACACUCGUUGAGAGAUUGUUGAAUCAAAGAUGCUUGUUUUUAUUUGG
Molecule: messenger RNA, 1522 nt
Organism: Brassica napus (rape)
Lineage: Eukaryota; Viridiplantae; Streptophyta; Magnoliopsida; Brassicales; Brassicaceae
Product: auxin-induced protein 15A-like
Exons: 1
Coding region: 871-1194 (107 amino acids)
Biological process (GO): response to auxin
Source: RefSeq, a predicted model, not a curated record